Molecule: messenger RNA, 816 nt
Organism: Trichoderma virens Gv29-8
Lineage: Eukaryota; Fungi; Ascomycota; Sordariomycetes; Hypocreales; Hypocreaceae
Exons: 2
Coding region: 1-816 (271 amino acids)
Source: RefSeq, a predicted model, not a curated record
AUGCCCUCAAAAUCUACCAACUCUCCCGUUUCCAGGACUGCUGAUGCUCCUAUUGUCGGCAAGAGCAAGCUUGAGGCACGAGUGACCGGUGAGAAGGUCACCAACGGUGUCGCCCGCUUCGACAACUCCAACAUCCAGGACGGAGUUGGCAGCGGUGUUGAUUCUUACACCAUGUACUGGGGAGACGGAAGCACUGGAGCUGGUUGGCCCGCUCAGAGCCGCUGGGUGUCCUUCCAGAACAUGUUUGACAACUACAAGAACCAGAUGUUUGCUGCGUGCCAAAACCUGCCCACCCCCCAGGCCAACGACAGCGGCCCAGAGGUUGGAGCUAUCUGGGACGGCAUUCAAGCAGCUGCAGCAGCUACUGGUGUUGAUCACCGCUUGAUUCUUGCCGUGAUUAUGCAGGAGUCUCACGGAUGCGUUCGAGUGCAUACUACGAAUGGGGGGGUCAGGAAUCCGGGCCUAAUGCAAGAUCAUAACGGCAGCGCGACUUGUAAUGAAAAUGGCAACGUCAAAAAUCCUUGCCCUUCUGCCACGAUUUAUCAGAUGAUUCUUGAGGGAACCGCUGGAACUACCAGUGGAGAUGGCCUUGCAAACUGUAUCAACCAAUCUGGCCGCAGUGAUGUGUCAGCGUUCUACCGCGCUGCUCGUAUCUACAACUCUGGAUCGAUAUCCAAGACCGGGCAGCUCCAGAAUGGUAUUGCCACUCACUGCUACGCCAGUGAUAUUGCCAACCGUUUGACUGGUUGGGUGAAUGCCCCCAGCAAAUGCAAUUGCGACGGUAACCCCGGCAGCUGCGGAAUUACCACCAACUAA